AUGACUGAGUCUCUUCCGGAACCGGAGGGCAAGCAAACUGCCCUCCAGACCGCCAAGGACCUUUUCGCCGGCGCCGUUGGAGGUGUGGCCCAAGUUCUCAUCGGUCCGCUUACAGACCUCCAACCAGUACCCUCGGCCCUCUCGGCCGCCACCUCCAUCUACAAGACGGAGGGUGCUCUCGCCUUCUACAAAGGUACUCUCACGCCUCUUCUCGGAAUCGGCGCUUGUGUCUCCAUCCAGUUUGGUGCUUUCCACCAGGCACGCCGCUGGUUCGAGCAACGCAACGCCGCCGAAGGGCAAUCACCCACCCUCUCCUACGGCCAGUACUUCGCCGCCGGCGCCUUUGCCGGUGUUGCCAACUCCUUCCUCUCCGGCCCUAUUGAGCACGUCCGCAUCAGGCUACAGACGCAACCCCACGGUGCCAAUCGUCUCUACUCCGGCCCGCUAGACUGUGUGCGAAAGCUCAGCGCGCACGAUGGCGCCCUCAAGGGUAUCUACCGCGGCGAGGCCAUCACCAUUUGGCGAGAGGCCUUCGCAUACGGAUUCUGGUUCUUGAGUUUCGAGUAUCUCAUGAACGCCGAUGCCAGGCGCAACGCCAUCGAAAGGAAGGAUAUCCCCAGCUACCGCGUUGCCUUUUACGGUGGUCUCGCCGGAGAGGUGCUGUGGCUUGGCAGCUACCCCUUCGAUGUCGUGAAGAGCAAGAUGCAGACCGACGGAUUCGGUGAAAACAGGAAGUACAAGACCACGAGGGACUGCAUCGCGCAGACCUUCAGGACUGAGGGUGCAAGGGGUUUCUGGAGAGGCAUUGGCCCCACGCUGCUGAGGGCCAUGCCCGUCAGCGCGGGCACAUUCGCGGUUGUAGAGAUGACGAUGAGGGCGAUCAACUAG
Parascedosporium putredinis is the source of this 888-nucleotide messenger RNA. The record is from the annotation of a GenBank genome assembly. Lineage: Eukaryota; Fungi; Ascomycota; Sordariomycetes; Microascales; Microascaceae.